CAGAAGUUUUUGCCAACUCGGAUUCGCACUUCGUCACUCGCUAAUUAUUCAAAUGAUUUAAAACCAUGUAUGCCAUCAUUACUGAAUUUCUUGGUCUCAACCUACUAGAGACCAAGUUGGACUCAACCACCAUUUUACAAAAAAAAAUUGAAAAAUCUUACUACAAACAAAAUAACUAAAAGAAGUACAGUAGAAGGAGACCCCUCUUUCUUUUUCCUUUGUACCAGCUACUCCAACCCGAAAUUUUGCUCCCAAAACAUGGCGGGCUCUAAAAUUCCAAAAAUUUUCCCUUUUAAAAUUUUGGGGAAAAAAAUUAAUGGAACCCCAAUUCAUUUUGAAGACCCGACUAAGCAACAAAAACGAACAAACCAUUAUUGAAGAGCUGGGAGGAGUUGUAGUUGCAAGAGUUGAAAUCCCGAUUUUGUGAGAAACCCUAGUUUUGCGAUAAAUUAAUUGACGCAAUUUUAGUUGGCUUUCAUCAAUUAAUCUCUGAUGAAGAAGCUUUGGUGUAAGUGAAAUGAAUUAUGAUAACGUGGAAAACAAUGAACUUGAGAUGAUUGAGGAUUAUAAUGUUGGGAAUCAAAACCAGGUUAUGGCUGGGAGCACAUAUGUUAAUUGCAGUUCAAGUAGCUGUUUAGAUAGUGAUGAUAGUUUGCAGUUUGAUUUGAAUGAUGAUCUGAAUAUUAAUGAUAACGGGGAGAGUUUUGACUUGAAUAAGGACCCUAAUGAAUGUAGCAUUCCCCAUUUUAAUAAGGACCAUGCUAAAUGUAGCAUUCCCAGGGAUAGCGUUGCGUUGAACGACGACUAUGAACACUUAUACAGUUCGGGAUCAGGUAGAUGUAUAGGGGCAGCAGCAGUAUCUCAUCAAGAAGUAGGAAUGGAGUUUAGUACAUGGGAUGACAUGAAUAAUUACUAUCAUAGAUAUGGAGAGCAAGAGGGAUUUGGGGUUGUGUGUAUAGGUGGGAGAAAGAAUGAUGUUUUCAAUAAAGCGGCAUAUAGCACUUAUGUUUGGAAGUGCAAGUGUUACGGAAUUACACCAUACAGGAAGAGGGUUAAUGGGAAGAGGGUUGUGGUUUAUGAUGAGCCAUCCAAAGAGAAGAAGAUUAAAAAAUGUGAUUAUCCAGUUAUGUUGUAUGGGCAGGGCAACUGUGAAGGUGUGUGGCAGAUUAGGGAAGCUGUAAAUGAGCACAAUCACAGUGUGACUCCUGAGCUGUCAAGGCACAUUGUAAUGUAUAGGAAUAAAAAAAUUACCAAGCAUUUGGAGUAUAGGAUUGAAACUGACCAUGCAUCUAGCGCCUCGGUUGGUCAGAUUUUCAACAACAUGGCAGGUCAAAGACACGGUGUGGAGAAUGUGGGCUUUACAAAAAAAAGAUAUUCAUAAUUUGAUGAAUAGGAAGAGGAGAUUGAAGUUAAAAAAUGGUGAUGCCUCGGCUAUGUUGGAGUAUUUUGAUAGAAUGACUACCGAUAACCAAAUUUUUUUCGCAUGCAUAGGCUUGAUGACAAGGGCCAACUGAAAGACAUCAUGUGGGUUGAUGCUCGGAGCAGGGAGGCAUAUCAGUAUUUUGGAGAUGUGCGCUUUGACUCCACUUACCUGACAAAACAAUACGAACUUCUUUUCUCAAACUUUGUUGGGGUCAACCACCAUGGUCAGAUACUAUUAGGCUAUGCAUAUGGUAUCACAUGAGAAUGCCGAGACGUUUGAGUGGCUAUUCAAGACAUGGCUUUAUUGUAUGAGGGGAAAUCCCCUAGCGGCUAUCAUGACAGAUCAAGAUGCUGAGAUGAGGAAGGCACUAAGAGUCGUAUUCCCAAUGCCGGGAACACGCCAUCGGUGGUGUACGUGGCACAUCGUGAAGAAGUUUGGUCAGAAAUUGGGUGCUCUAUCUGAUUACCAAGAUGUAAAAGAUGCAUUGCAGAAUGUGAUCUACAAUAGAACUACACCAGAUCAGUUUGUUGAAUCUUGGUGGGAAGUGGUUAAUAAGUUCAAGCUAGAACAGUAUGAAUGCUACGAGUAGCUGGAAGGCCUACACAAUGAGCGAGAGAUGUGGAUCCCCGCAUAUGUUAAAGGUGUAUUUUGGGCAGGAAUGCAGACUACUCAACGUGUUGAGAGCAUAAACAGUUUUUUUUUUUAUGGUUAUUUAACAAGCACACCCGGCUGUGUAAGUUUGCUCCUAAAUACUGUAAGGAAAUGGAAAGCCGAGCUAAUGAUGAGAAGGAAGCGGAUGCUAAAUGUGCACGUUUCGUUUGGCCUCUAAUAUCGGAAUUUGCAUUGGAACGUAAAUUUCAGAAGCUGUAUACGGAUGCAAAGUUUAUGGAACAAAACCAGUGAAACCAUGUUGCAUAUGUGACCCUUGUGUCAAGGAAGUCAGUGUCACAUAACUAGGAGGAGUUUUUGUUUCCAGUUCGUGUAUGGAUUUACUGCAAGAAAAAACGGAAGGAGACUCCCCUCAAUGGUUGGUUGAAGGACUAUACUAUUUUGCAUAACAAAGAAAGAAAAGAGGCGAACUGUGACUGUCGACACUUUGAAUGUCAUGGAGUUAUUUGUAGGCAUAUUAUUAAGGUUUAAGACAUGAGUGGAGUGAAUGAAGUUCCCUCCAUGUACAAUUUGGACAGGUGGAGAAAGGAUAUUAGUAGGAAACACACUCUUGUUAAAGUUUCAUAUCACGACGCAUGAAAAAAAAGAGGUUUGAAGAUAUGAUAAUUUGAUGUUAGCCCUUGAACCUGUUGUAUUGCGCGCUUUAGCAUCAGAUGAAGUUGUAGAAGUGUUAAUGAACUUGAUUCAGCUAAUAAGCUUAAAGGUUGAUGAAUUACAUGUGCUGGCUGAGGGGUCAUGUCAGGGUUCGGGUGGGGAUGAAAGGCCUAGUGGUAUGAGCAUGAACCUUCCGAAAAAGGCUCCCAGUACACCGCAGACAAGAACAAAGAUACCCUUAACUCAACUUCUCCUAUCGCAGCACCAACUUCAAUAUCAUCGUGCUUCUUGUAAUAAAACGUGUUGUUUAUAUUAAACUUAGCCUCGCAAGUUUGUAAAGGCUUCAGAUACAUAACAUAAGGUGGAUGGUAAUAAAUUCGUGCAGAUAGGGAUAACUGAUUUGAUUUUAA
Chenopodium quinoa (quinoa) is the source of this 3096-nucleotide messenger RNA. RefSeq lists its product as uncharacterized. NCBI's taxonomy places the organism in Eukaryota, Viridiplantae, Streptophyta, Magnoliopsida, Caryophyllales, Amaranthaceae. The transcript has 3 exons. Bases 518 to 1381 code for a protein of 287 amino acids. The record is from RefSeq and is a predicted model, not a curated record.